Molecule: messenger RNA, 1324 nt
Organism: Egretta garzetta (little egret)
Lineage: Eukaryota; Metazoa; Chordata; Aves; Pelecaniformes; Ardeidae
Gene: BCL2L15
Product: BCL2 like 15
Exons: 4
Coding region: 689-1171 (160 amino acids)
Biological process (GO): regulation of apoptotic process
Source: RefSeq, a predicted model, not a curated record
UCAUCCGAUCGCUAUCAUGGAUCCGGGGAGAGCUGCACUCUAGCCCCUGCCCCUCGGUCAGGCAGGGAUUUUCUCUCUCAACUUCCUUGAAGCAAGGCUUUAAGGAACAAGUGUGCAACAAUUUAUUUCAGUCUCGUAUGCCAAAUUAGUGCAGCAGGUGAGCUACCUACAGGUGGAUUCAGAGGUAGAGAAGAGGUCGGCUGUAGCAGGGCUCCUAUUAACAGUUUCCAGUGCCUUUAUGCGUAUGUUGUGUCUCUGUCCUUAUGGAGAGCUGUAUUGGAGCUUUGGAAAAAUAGUUGAUGGAUAGCUUGUUGGCAAGCUCUCAUUUACCCCGCUGUGGCUAGACCGAGUCUAGUCUUUGUCUGGGAUGGGACUUGGAGUUCCUAGCCUUUUAUCCAGGCACCUUUCUUGAUGAGUGAGCAGUCUUCAAUAACUUGUAAAUACUUAAUUUCAGUUGAUCUUAACAAGAGUCGAUUCUGAAACUGAACCACACCCAUAGCUUGAAUGACGACUGUUAACACAGCAAACAUUGGCAUGUCAUGUGUGCUGUGCCGGGGAGGAGUCCGGGGCCAUACUCUUCCCAGAAGGAAGAACCUGUGCAGCUCUGGGAAGGGGAAGCCAAAAUCCAGAGGCAAAGCUCACCUGCAAAGGUGGUGCCCCUGCCGCUGCAGCGGGGCGACAGGCCGAGAUGGCGACCUUCGAGGAGCAGACAGCGUGCGUGGUGGAAGCCUUGUUCUCUGACCUCACUGGAGAUAAUGAGACCGAGUGCCGGAGCCUGGAGACAGACUCGGGAGAGCCCGUGCUGUCUGCGGGAGAGCCUCCAGCCAGCUUCGACCCGGUCGUGAUCGCCAGUCGCCUGCGGCGGAUGGGGGACCAGUGCAACAUGGAUUUUGAAAGGGUCUCCUCGGAAGCUCUCGCCGAGGUGCUGAGGGGGAAGAUGGAGAAGUUUGGGGCUGCCGUGGACUCUCUCAGCAGGACCUGGAGCGACCGGAACCCCGAGAUGGCCUAUGAGAGAGCUUUUCUCUCCAUUGCCGUGAAAUUGUUAAUGCACGUCACUAAGAAAGUCCCAGCUAUCGUGCAGCGCAACCAACUCGUACAAGCGAUCAAUGGGAAUUCUCGAGUGAGAAGCUACAUCGAGUCCUGCGGCGGAUGGGAGAACCUGGACAACUGAGAGAAAGGGCCAUGCUGCUUUCCAGAAGGCGAAGCUGGGCUGUUCAUGGAUUGUACCGGGAGGAACGCUGUUGUGUUUCUUCAGGACACUGCAAGCAGGAUUCGACACAUAAGCAACGUGUAACAGACAUUCUGUAUCACUAAAAAUAAAGGG